AUGCAUAUAAAACGUCAUACGGAAAUGUUAAAACGUGUUCUAAUACCCGUUUUUAUUUUAUUAGCACUUGGUAUACCAUGGGCUAACAUUAUGCCUAUAGCUAUUAUUCUACUAACACCAAAUAUAAAAGCAGCAACUGGAAGAAGAAGAAGACGAAAGGUCGCUUCAGUAACUGUAUUGGCCACACGGCUACCUGAAGAAUCGUCGUAUUGUCACACUGGUCGACGCUAG
This is a messenger RNA of Didymodactylos carnosus, 231 nucleotides long. The record is from the annotation of a GenBank genome assembly. NCBI's taxonomy places the organism in Eukaryota, Metazoa, Rotifera, Eurotatoria, Philodinida, Philodinidae.